AUGUCCGUCUUCAAGAAGCUCUUCCGAAAAAAAAACGUCCCAUUGUCAUGCACCAUUUCCCUCGAUGAUCCAUCCCACGUCCACACCUCAGCCUGUUUCCACGACAUCAAACCUCUUUCCGUCGUCGAGCUCUUUCAAUCCCAAGGCUGUCAGUCCUGUCCACCCACCAUCCCCAAAAUCCACGAAGUCACGAACGAUCCCAAUCUCAUCUUGCUCACUUACGACGUGACUUACUUCGAUAACCAAGGAUGGGUAGACACAUUUGCCAACAAGCAAUCCGAUAAUCGUCAACGAGCCUAUGUGAUGAAAUGGGGACGCAACAACCUUUUCACACCACAAGUCAUCGUCGAUGGGCUGGCGGAUGGAACAGGAGCCGGAAGUAACGAAGUCCAAGAAAUCAUCGACCAAGCACGUCAGCUGCGGGCUCAGAUGGACUGGCACAUUAGUCUCGACACCAAUGGUACAGAGCUGAGAAUCGACUCAGACAAGACAGAAAUUGAGAGUCAUGAUAUUCUGUUGGUGAAAUAUGAUCCACAACAACAAUUGAUCAAGGUGGGGAAGGGAACGAACAAGGGAAAGAAGCUGAAUCAUCGAAAUCUGGUCAAGGAUAUCACAAAGGUCGGCGAGUGGACCGGUGGCAAUCUUACGCUACCACUCCCGGAGCAGGAGCAUCAAGGGUUGGAUAUGGUGGCUUUGGUACAGGCUGGCCCUGGUGGACCGAUUGUGGCUUCUCAGAAGAUCUGAGUGGACUAGGA
Molecule: messenger RNA, 755 nt
Organism: Mollisia scopiformis
Lineage: Eukaryota; Fungi; Ascomycota; Leotiomycetes; Helotiales; Mollisiaceae
Product: DUF1223-domain-containing protein
Exons: 1
Coding region: 1-744 (247 amino acids)
Source: RefSeq, a predicted model, not a curated record